Molecule: messenger RNA, 1329 nt
Organism: Selaginella moellendorffii
Lineage: Eukaryota; Viridiplantae; Streptophyta; Lycopodiopsida; Selaginellales; Selaginellaceae
Product: cytoplasmic 60S subunit biogenesis factor REI1 homolog 1
Exons: 5
Coding region: 77-1261 (394 amino acids)
Biological process (GO): ribosomal large subunit biogenesis
Cellular component (GO): preribosome, large subunit precursor
Source: RefSeq, a predicted model, not a curated record
UCCUCUUUUAUUUCACUCUCUCUUCGCAUUCUUCGCGCGAGGGUUUCGUCGCUCGAUCGAGAGGAGGAGAGGGAUCAUGUAUCGCUGCAACGCCUGCAACGCGGAUUUGGAUGAGGGGGAGCAGCGGGCGCACUAUCGAUCGGAGUGGCACCGGCACAAUCUCAAGCGCAAGGUUGCUGGGAUUCCCGGCGUCUCCGAGAAGCUCUUCAAUCUCCGGCUGGAGCUUCUGGCAGCUGAGAAGAACACCCAAGAAGCCCGGAUGAUUUACACUUGCGCUACUUGCAACAAGUCCUACUCCACCGUCAAUGCGCACGAGCAGCACCUCAAAUCCAAGCUCCAUUUGAGUAGAGCCGGCGAUGGUCGCGACGCUACUGCGGUUGUUCGUCCUGCUCGAUCUCCGUCCAUGGAUGGAAGUAAGAAGAGCUUGGAGAAAGAGGAGGAAAGUGAGGACGAGUGGGAGGAAGUGGACGAUGGCGACGUAGAUAUCCAGUCUUUCACGGAUGAGGAAGACAAUGGCACCGCCACCACUGCCGCCAUCACCGACACGGAUUGGAAUCCAGCACAGUGCUUCAUCUGCGACGCUGAGCCGGAUCAAACUCUGGAAGGCUGCGUGGAACACAUGCACAGGGUGCAUGGAUUUUUCAUCCCGGAUGCCGAGUACUUGAAAGACGCGACGGGAUUGCUGAGCUAUCUCGGUUCCAAGGUCACCAAAGGAUUUAUGUGCCUCUACUGCGACGAAAGCGGGAAGCAAUUCCAGAGCCUCGAGGCUGUGAGGAAACACAUGAUCGCAAAGAGCCACUGCAAGCUUCGUUACGGUGAGGGCGAUGGCGGUGCCGAGGAAGAGCUCGAAGACUUUUACGACUAUAGCAGAAGCUACGAGGAAGGUGGAGGAGAGCUCAUGGCUGUUGAUCAAGAGGACGAGUCUCCUAUUUCGCUCUCUACUGGCGGCUACGAGCUCGUCCUCAAAUCCUCGGAGGAUGGCGUGGCCACCAAAACGAUUGGCUCUCGAGAGUUUCAUCGCUACUACAAGCAAAGGCCCAGGCCUGUGGAAGAUCGCAGCACCGGUGGCAGUGCUAGCGCUGUUCGUGCUCUCGUCUCAAGGUAUCGAAGCAUGGGAUUGGCAACUCGACAAAGCCAGCGAUCGUUCGUCAGUCGCAAAGAGACGAGCCACCUUCCAGCAGUGAGACUGGAGGCCAUGAGAACGAAGCUGGGGCUCAAGAACAACGUUAUAAGAAAUCUUCCAAAGAACUGUACACACUGAAAGCGCUAUAUAGUUAUUGUUUCAUGCGGAUGUUUAAAGGAAAUAGUUAAAGGAAACAAUCCCUUUAA